CGGAGAGACUUGUGGCUGGAGGAGGGGGCGGAUCGGUGGGGCUCUCUGUGUCUCUCCGGAUGAUGAGGGCAGCCGGAGACCAGACACAUCACCUUCCGCUUGGACCACAGCUGCCUCCCAAGCUGUCCCUCCAGUCGAUAUCGUGAUGUGCUGAGACGAAUUGGACUGGGCAACUAUUACCAUCGCUGACCCCUGAGUUUGGCACAUGUGAUAACUGAGCUUUGAUUUUCUUUCUUUCUUGUAGACAGACAGCUUUCAGCUCACCGCUGGCUGCCACCACGACGCCCACUGUCCCCUUGAUCCGUUUACCUUGGUGCACCGGUGAAGAAAGGGCACUCGAAUCCGCCUAGAAACGCCCCCUGGGAGCGGAGGUGGUCCUGGAGGACAAGGAGCGGGAGGCGGAGGGGAAGGAGGCUGUGGUGCAGGCGGGGACCGAGCCGCGGGAGGCAGGCGUGGGGCAUCCCCGCGGUGCGCGCCCAGAGCCGGCUGCGGGACCAGCGUGGGAACGUGGCUGGCCGGCUGUGGACGGCGUCCUCAUCACCAUGGUCCGGCUCCUGUUGGUUUUCUUCCCAGCGAUCUUUUGGGAGAUGUCCCUUCUGCCCAGAAGCCCUGGCAGGAAAGUGUUGCUGGCGGGAGCCUCAUCUCAGCGCUCAGUGGCCAGAAUGGACGGAGAUGUCAUCAUCGGGGCCCUUUUCUCAGUCCACCACCAGCCUCCAGCCGAAAAGGUGCCGGAGAGGAAGUGCGGGGAGAUCCGGGAGCAGUACGGCAUCCAGAGGGUGGAGGCGAUGUUCCACACCUUGGAUAAGAUCAACGCAGACCCGGUCCUCCUGCCCAACAUCACGCUGGGCAGCGAGAUCCGGGACUCCUGCUGGCACUCCUCCGUGGCUCUGGAGCAGAGCAUUGAGUUCAUCAGGGACUCCCUGAUUUCCAUUCGAGAUGAGAAGGAUGGACUCAACCGGUGCCUGCCGGAUGGGCAGCCCCUCCCCCCAGGCAGGACUAAGAAGCCCAUUGCCGGCGUAAUCGGCCCGGGCUCCAGCUCCGUAGCCAUUCAAGUACAGAACCUGCUCCAGCUCUUCGACAUCCCCCAGAUCGCAUAUUCCGCCACGAGUAUCGACCUGAGUGACAAAACUUUGUACAAAUACUUCCUGAGGGUUGUCCCUUCUGACACCUUGCAGGCAAGGGCGAUGCUUGAUAUAGUCAAGCGUUACAAUUGGACCUAUGUCUCUGCAGUCCACACGGAAGGGAAUUAUGGGGAGAGUGGAAUGGACGCUUUCAAAGAGCUGGCUGCCCAGGAAGGUCUCUGCAUCGCCCAUUCAGACAAAAUCUACAGCAAUGCUGGGGAGAAGAGCUUCGACCGACUCCUGCGCAAGCUCCGAGAACGGCUCCCCAAGGCGAGAGUGGUGGUCUGCUUCUGCGAAGGCAUGACGGUCCGGGGCCUCCUGAGUGCCAUGCGGCGCCUGGGCGUGGUGGGCGAGUUCUCACUCAUCGGAAGCUUCCACCUGAUGCAGUGUGUGAAGCCAUUUAAGGAGCAUGAAAGAAGGAACAUUAUUUCCUUAAUGACUGGAAAGGACGUGAGCAGCAUGGUUGAAGUGUUAUGA
This is a messenger RNA of Myotis davidii, 1598 nucleotides long. It is a transcript of the gene GRM1, whose product is annotated as glutamate receptor, metabotropic 1. Gene Ontology annotation, molecular function: adenylate cyclase inhibiting G protein-coupled glutamate receptor activity; G protein-coupled receptor activity involved in regulation of postsynaptic membrane potential. The coding region runs from base 543 to 1598 and encodes 351 amino acids. The record is from RefSeq and is a predicted model, not a curated record. Gene Ontology annotation, biological process: G protein-coupled glutamate receptor signaling pathway; regulation of synaptic transmission, glutamatergic. Gene Ontology annotation, cellular component: postsynaptic density membrane. Lineage: Eukaryota; Metazoa; Chordata; Mammalia; Chiroptera; Vespertilionidae. The transcript is spliced from 3 exons.